GCAGGAACCACUCAUCGUCACCUGCUUGCUCCUUGUCUCCUUGUGACAUGUACUCAUUACAUGCCAACACGCACACACAUCAAUGGUGGUGACAUCACAGUUGUGUGGAAACAUGUGACGGAGACCUCAAGCCGUGAAAUGUAUUGUUGUUUAGGUUUGGCACCAUCAGUCGUGAUGUAACAGUCAAACCAUCUUUGGCUUGCCACAAGUCUCUCCCAACAUCUGUUGUCUGACGACAUUGUGUGGGGUCAACAGGAAGGUUACCAUACCCUCUCCAUAUAACACACACACUUGCUUGGUUAGUUUUCAAGUGGAAUUGUUGCUGUCUAUGUAUAGUUUGCCACCUCAUCUCCUCCACAGGGCUAUCUGUAUGUGAGUCACUGGGGCACGAGCGAAAUGACUGGAAAAUCUGAACAAUUUAUUGACAACGCAAAGGACAAAAAUUAAAUUCGGGAAGUCCCGAAAUGUCUGACAGAAAUAAUAGCCUUGUCUUCCAGUCAAGAAUUCUGUGGAACAUCCAUUAGCUGUAAGGUGUUCUGUGCCAUACACAGUGUGAUAUCAGUUGUCCCACACUGAUCACCGAGGUAUAGUCUGACCCUCGAUAACAGUCAAAAAGGUGAAGAAAAAGUAAAAGAGGUGAGACUGUCGACAUUCACCCUGUGUACACCUGUCAGAACGAGAUCCAGCUUGUAGCACCUGACACAAGAAUGGAAGAUGAUGUGGUCACUGCGGCUCGACGGCGUAUUAUGUUGCUGGUGCUGUUGGUGUCGUUGGUUGGCCGGUCAUCUAGCUCGACAGGGGUUCGGUUCGAAUGUUUCGAUGACCUGUGUGUUUCGAGGCUUCAAUACUGCAGCGACAAUCAGCAGCGGUGCCAGUACUGUAGGAGGGAGCACUGUCUGGACCCUGCCUUCACACCUGCCCAGUGCCGGCCCCUCUGUCCUGAGCUCCUGAGUACUACUCCGCCAGAUGAAGCAACGGCAUCGAGCUCCGGAAUGAGUACCAGUCGGGUGCCAGACAGGCAGCAUGGUGUUGACAUCUCAGCAGAGUCCUUGAUGACUGUGACAGCUGCUCUCUUCAUCCUGGUUAUCGUUCUUCUCAUUGUCAUCCUGGUGCUUGCGACCUGCUUGUGCAACUACGCCAUUCCAGUCUACAGAAGUGUCCAAAGACAGCUUUUCAUGAGAGCAAACAUGUUGGAAGAAAAUGAAACUCUACUGAAAGAGACUCGUCAAAACAGGAAGCCAGGCCUGCCGGGGGAAACAAAAGGAUUUUGUAGACAGAAGUGGCAUAGUGCACAGCCCUCUGCCGCUGCCCUCCCGUGUGUGACCUCCCCACCUGGUGCACCUUAGAGCCGUGUCCGUGUGAAGGUAGGAGGACUGAAUACUUGAUGACUGCAGGAUCGCUCCCAUGUGAUUGUCAGGUGUUCUCGUCAUGCUGCUCACCUGCACGUACUUCCAUGGAAACCUGGACCUUUCGUCGGGUUUCCGGCCAGGUGGUAACCGUUGUCUGAGAUGAGUUUAGCUGAUUCAGAAUGGAAGGUGACAAUCGCGACAUUGGCCCUAAAGGUCGCUAAAGGGAAAUAAACUGAGCAUGACUGUCAGCCGGCCAUGAGCUGACCUCGGUGAUGUGCAACGGUAGAAAUAAAUGUUUCUGAUGCUGUGAUGUUGUGUACAAGCCAGGUCUUCCUAUAUACACAAGCGAAUGAGAUGCUUGUUGUUUACUAUGAAUGGGUGCUGUGUAUUUUACUGUGACAGCUGCGACAAACUGUUUUAAUCAAAAUAAAAAAGACCAUUUUCCGUUGCAAGGAAAUUACAUCAUAUUUGCGUGGUCAGUAAGUCACUGAUAUUAAUAACACAGCAAGUCUACACAUUCGGCUACUCACCUGUCUCACAACACCCAGGGACAGUCGACUGCUAUAAAUAGAGCUGAUGUCACGCAGUGUAGAUGUAACGGGCGUAGAGAGAGCAGCCACGUGGAGACAUCUACACUGUGGUGUCACCAGUCUUAGGACAUGUCCAUGGUUGUUGCUAUUAUCAGCAGCACUAGACACAACAAAUGUUCUAGUCAACAUUUGGCUGACAUAUUUUUAACUUAGGGCCUGAGGUUUACAUCAGCGCUGAGUAGAACGAGCAAGAAUAACAAUGGACGCUGCUA
This is a messenger RNA of Pomacea canaliculata, 2151 nucleotides long. RefSeq lists its product as uncharacterized. The transcript is spliced from 4 exons. The record is from RefSeq and is a predicted model, not a curated record. The coding region runs from base 708 to 1346 and encodes 212 amino acids. Lineage: Eukaryota; Metazoa; Mollusca; Gastropoda; Architaenioglossa; Ampullariidae.